Molecule: messenger RNA, 2242 nt
Organism: Mercenaria mercenaria
Lineage: Eukaryota; Metazoa; Mollusca; Bivalvia; Venerida; Veneridae
Exons: 1
Coding region: 285-1925 (546 amino acids)
Biological process (GO): positive regulation of DNA-templated transcription
Cellular component (GO): nucleoplasm; chromatin
Molecular function (GO): zinc ion binding; protein binding; ubiquitin-protein transferase activity
Source: RefSeq, a predicted model, not a curated record
UGUCAAUGACAAGCGAAGACCCAUUACGUGUUCAGAAGGAAGUAAAAUUGUAAACUAAAACAAUUAAAAAUACCUGGAGAGAAAAAAACAACAAUGCUAAGUUUGAAAUUAAUGUUAUCAAGAUGAAAUAAAUCACUGGACUUAGUAUCUUUGCAAUCUGCAACCUUUUUAAUAUUAAAUUAAACACUGAUAGAACUUCGUUGGGACAGGAUAUCACAUGAUAGAAUUUAUUUGACCUAUAUAAACAAGCCACCUUCUUGUAUGCAACUUGAAAAACACUAAAAAUGGCAGAAUAUAGCAGAUCAGUGAUAGCAGCCUCUGAUGAACUGAAGGAUAUUUACUGUGAACCUUGUGUGAAUGAUGGUAAACAAAUUGAAGCUGAAGGAUUUUGUGUGGACUGUUCCGAGUACCUGUGUGGACAGUGUUAUAAGAACCACACAAGGUAUAAAGCCUUCAGACAUCAUGUGCUUCAAGAUAAGGAUAAAAUGCCUGUAGAUACAAGAAAAGCUGGUGCCAGAGAUGUUUGCCAAGAAAAGUGUAGCAUUCACCCGACAAAGAUUAUAGAAUAUUUCUGUAAGUCAUGCAACAAGCUUGGUUGCCAUGCUUGCAUCACUGUCAAUCAUCGUCAGUGUCAAAAUGUUGACCACAUACCUAACAUUGCCACUGACCUAGAACAAAGUGAAGAAUUUAAAGAAUUUACAAACAAGCUCGACAACAUGCUAGAAUCAAUUAAUGGAAGAAAGAAAAAACUGAGUUCAAAUAUAACUGAAACAGAUGAAAUGAAAAGCAAGGCAAGGGCAGACCUGAAAAAGCAGCGUGAUGAAAUAAACAAAUUCUUUGAUCACCUUGAGGCAGAAAUGGAAAGAAGAAUUGAAGAUAUUGAUAAAAGAAACAAGAAAAUUUUGAAAACUGCCACAUUUGCAUUGGACUCCAUUGGUGAUGAUCUUAAACAAGUCAAAACUACUAUUCACACAAAACAGAAAAAUGGGCAAAACUGUGAAUUAUUUAUAGCUGUCAAAAACUAUAAACAAAAAAUGGAGACUGUUAACAAAGAAUUUGAAAAAUUAGAUGGUGGAAACAAAAUUCAAAGAUAUGCCUUGACAACUUCAACUCAAAUUAAGGAAGUGUUAAAGAACACAACUGAAAUAUGUAGACUGACAACUGCAAAAUUUGUGUCAGAGAUUGAUAUAAAUACUGACAAUGACAAUAAUGACAUGAUAAGUGCCCGGGGACUUGCAGUGGUACAAAACCACUACCUUGCUGUACUUAACCAUACAAACAAAUCAGUAAAAGUGGUAGAUGUAAGGAAUAUGAAAGUAACAAAUGAAAUGAACAUGAAAUGUGACCUUGUUCAAAGUAUAACUAAUGUGAAUAAUAAUCAAAUUGCAGUGACAAUAACACAUAACUUUCAAAACAAAAUCCAGUUUCUGUCAGUGUCAAUGUCUGGUUCCCUCAGUAAAGGUCAUCAGAUUGCUAUUGAUAUAUUCUGCAAAGAUUUAGCUUAUAGCAGAGGAAGUUUCUUUAUGUUACACUGGGGAAAAGUUAGAAUCACUGACAUGCAAGGAAAGACUCUGAAAAUAAUCAACACUGAGGGUUUUGCUGAUAGUAUAGCAGUAAGUCCAAACAAUGAAACUAUCUAUCUGGCAAGUUACGGUAAAAACACUGUUACAAGUAUGACCCUAGAUGGCAAAGUCAAGGCCAUCUACAAGGACAAAAGCCUGAAAUCACCAGAUGAUACAACAAUAGACAGUGAAGGUUUGGUAUAUGUUAAAAGUUUGGACAGUAUCCAUCAGCUAACAGAGGACUGUAACAAGAUUCAAAUACUUUUGAAGGAUGUGUAUGCUUCAGCAAUCACCUACUCAAAUACGGACAACCGACUAUAUAUAGGACUAGGUAGUGAAAUAGAAGUGUAUCAAAUAGAAUAGCAAAAUGAAAUAUUAAACAGUGAAAAUCACUAGGACACACCUUGUUCUCUGAGAUAAGAGUGGAAAUAGGACCAUGAUCCAUACAAUGUAACACAGGCUUGUGGUUCUUUUUAUACCAGUUCUAUAAUACUAAAUGAUGAUCAAUAUGACUUUGUGUACCAAGUUUCAAGACAACAAGAAUGCCUAAACACAGAACUAAACACUGAAGAAAUUAAAAAUUCAUUAGCAAACUAUUUAAAAAAAAAUCUGAAGACAUGACUUUCUUUAUCUAAGAUUUUCCUGCUGUAUAUGGAUUACCUAGUAAAUUGCAAGACUCA